This is a messenger RNA of Miscanthus lutarioriparius, 1158 nucleotides long. NCBI's taxonomy places the organism in Eukaryota, Viridiplantae, Streptophyta, Magnoliopsida, Poales, Poaceae. The record is from the annotation of a GenBank genome assembly.
AUGGACUCCACGCCGGCAGCCAAGGCGGCUCCUGGCGCCUCCUCUUCCUCUUCCGCCGCCGCCGUCGCUGCCGCGGCCGCCGAGGAUCUGGCAGGGGGCGUGGCGGCGAUGACCCUGGAUGAACGGUUCGAUCUGCUGCGGGGGAUCGGGGAGGAAUGCAUCCAGGAGGACGAGCUCAGACGCUUGCUUGAGAAGAAGCCCGUCCCCAUCUGCUACGACGGCUUCGAGCCCUCCGGACGCAUGCACAUCGCUCAGGGCAUUGUGAAAACCAUCAACGUCAACAAGAUGAUCAGGGCCGAGUGCAAGGUGAAAAUUUGGAUCGCUGACUGGUUCGCGCAGCUCAACAACAAGAUGGGAGGUGACCUCAAGAAAAUCCAGACGGUCGGGCGCUACAUGAUCGAGAUUUGGAAAGCGGCGGGGAUGAACCUCGACGGGGUGGAGUUCCUGUGGUCCUCCGAGGAGAUCAACAACCGCGCGCAUGAGUACUGGCCAAUUGUGAUGGACAUUGCCCGGAAAAACAACGUCAAAAGGAUAACGAGAUGCUGCCAAAUUAUGGGCAGAAGUGAGCAAGACGACUUGACUGCUGCCCAGAUUUUCUACCCUUGCAUGCAAUGUGCUGAUAUAUUUUUCUUGAAGGCUGACAUAUGCCAGUUGGGGAUGGACCAAAGGAAGGUCAAUAUGCUAGCUAGGGAGUACUGCGAUGACAUCAAAAGGAAGAACAAACCAAUUAUUCUUUCACAUCAUAUGCUCCCUGGUUUUAAAGAAGGCCAGGAGAAAAUGUCAAAGAGUGAUCCAUCCUCAGCUAUCUUUAUGGAAGAUGAUGAGGCCCAAGUUAAUGUGAAGAUAAAGCAAGCUUUUUGCCCUCCCAAAAUUGUUGAGGGGAAUCCUUGUUUGGAGUACAUUAAAUACAUUGUUUUCCCUUGGUUUGGAAGGUUUGAGGUCAUCCGUAAGGAAAGCAAUGGUGGUAACAAGACAUUUACAAGCAUGGAUGAACUAAUUUCUGAUUACGAGACUGGUGCUUUGCAUCCUGCCGAUGUCAAACCUGCACUGGCAAAAGCAAUAAAUGAAAUUUUGCAGCCUGUUCGUGAUCACUUCAACAACAACAAUGAAGCCAAAGUUCUACUUAACACCGUCAAGAAGUACAGAGUAACCAAUUGA